Molecule: messenger RNA, 2587 nt
Organism: Venturia canescens
Lineage: Eukaryota; Metazoa; Arthropoda; Insecta; Hymenoptera; Ichneumonidae
Product: zinc finger Ran-binding domain-containing protein 2
Exons: 7
Coding region: 314-1060 (248 amino acids)
Biological process (GO): RNA processing
Molecular function (GO): lipopolysaccharide binding; RNA binding
Source: RefSeq, a predicted model, not a curated record
AGCAUUUUCUACUGUUCCUGUGCGAGUUUUUUCCGCGCGCGCCUCGUCCGCGUAUACGACUGCCCUCUGCAAUUUUUCUCAGGUUAGAUUAUUCGUGCGGUAGUACGGCGGGGGGUUGGUGUUCUGCUUGCUGGGAAAACGAGAGCCUGGAAUUUUUUUUCUCUGUGCUUCGACAAGAAAAUAAAAAAACGUUGAUAAUAAAAUCGAGUCGAAAUUUAAACGAGAAAUAGAGAGAAUUUUCAGAAAGAAAAAGCAACAAGAGUCUCGUCAGUUUGUCGGGGGCUGAGUGAAGGCUUUUGUGGAAUAAGGGGAAAUGGAUGGUGGCAAAGUGGACGACGACAGUCCGCGAGGCGGCAUCAACGAUGGCGAUUGGAUAUGCCCCGACUCCCAAUGUGGCAAUGUAAACUUUGCAAGACGAAAUUCCUGUAACCGUUGCGGCAAAGAUAGAGGAGAAUGUCCAAAGAAGAAAAAACUGGGUCAAGAGAUUGGUAAAGUUGCGGCUGAGAAGAGCAGAGGGUUGUUCAGUGCGGACGACUGGCAAUGUAGCAAGUGUGGCAACGUGAAUUGGGCUCGUCGCCAGCAAUGUAACAUGUGUAAUGCACCAAAAUUUGGGGAAGUGGAGGAGCGGACUGGAUACGGAGGUGGUUACAAUGAUCGUGGAGUCGUCGAGUACAAAGAGAGACGCGAUGAGGAAGAUGACGAGUACGACGAGUUCGGUAGGCGCAAAAAACGACGUAAAAUGGAAAACCGUUCGGACGAUGACUCCAAAGAUUCUAGAUAUAACAGCCCGCCACGUAGUAAAUCUAAGGAAAUUGUCGACGAGAAAAUAACGAGUGUAGAAGUGCAUCAAUCUCGGAGCGAACCAGAAGAAAAUGAAUUCGAAGAUGAGGAGGAAGACGACGAAGAGGAAGAUGAUGAUGGUGAUUUGUCCAAGUAUGACCUUAGCGAGUGGGACGACUUUGUUCCAGCUAAAAAAGGAUCGAAUGGCAAUGCGGUAUCAGAGAGCGAACGGUCAAGAAACGGCGACAAAUGGCGAGACUCGGGCACGUCGGGCCAGUGAGACUGCACGAUAGGCACGGGGACAGGUUUGGCUCGGGUUUAAUGUGCCAAAAAAUUCGUUGUGAUAAUGAGUCAGCCUAUCUGUUAAUUACAGAUGACCGAAGAAAAGGCGUGAUGUCGCGUCUGUACAUCACAGCUCAAGAGAAAUGAAGAAAAUGAAAACAAUCAAGAGAAAAACACGAGUAGCCAAGCAAAGUUACGCAACAUAAGUAAAGUUACUUAGCCGAAGCUUGAAUCUCGACGAGUCCAUGAGAUUGAAAAGAAAAAUUCAACGAUGCAAAAAACUUUGUGUCUGGAGCCAAUGAAAUUCUACGAUAAAUGAGAGCACGUUGGACGAAAACGGAAGAAAAAAAUAAUAACGAUUAUAACGUCAUCCGUUAAAGUUAUAAUUGGCGAUGAAUUCGAGAGCAAAUAGCGAUUCAACGAUAUUUUACAUACACUUUUUUAGCCAAAAUGUUCAUUUAAGGAUUUUAUCAGUCGGCGAUUCGACAAAAAUCAGACGAAAAUUUACACGCGUUAGGAAAAAUCGACAAAUUCUAUUUCAUGCGAUGAAUACGCGAAUUGUUCGAUUAUUUGUUGAACACAGUUUUUUACAACUUUUUGGCACUACUAUUACCCAAAAUGAUAAAUUACAUCUCAAAGAUGAAUGUUGAGCGUUUUUUCAACGAUUUUAACGGAAUCGUUGGGUGAUAAAAUCCAGAUUAAAAAAAAAGGAACUUUGGCUCUGAUCGUAUUUGUAUUCGGCACUUCGAUGGGAGAAAACGUUUUUUCGCCCCCCCACCUUCCUGCUACUGUAAUUAAAAAAACACUCGGGGUAACCCAAUUCCUUUUGUAGAUAUCGAGUUCUAUUAUCCGUGAGAAAUACUAUAAAAAUUUUUGGGAGUUCAAUUUUCCCAAUACUUAUUCCCUCGCUCCUUCGCUACGUCGAUAUUAACCUCUCAGCCAUGAGAACCCAAUGAAGUUUCCGUACGAAACAUAGACGCGAAAUGCUUUAGUAUUUGAGGAAAAAAGCAAAAAAGAUAAAAAACAAUCAGAGCUUUGCUUAUCGUAGAAAGUCGUCACAGUAAUUCGAACCGAUUUUUCUCUGAUUCUUCUUCGAACCCAUGGGGAAUAGCGUCAAAAAUAUCAUCCUUCGAACGAGUUUUUUUGACUCGACAACGAGAAUAGACGAAGAAUACUGUAACAACUACAAAAACAAACAAAAUUCAUCGUUGAUUUUUGAAUGGUUUCAAACUCAUUUAACAAUCGAUCGCGCAGUAUUCUUUACAAAGACGCUUCCCGCCACAAGAAAGAAGAAAAGCGAACAAUGAGCAAGCAGAAAACUGAGUUUUUUCUCGAAUUCGAGACGAGGAAACACUGUACAUUUUUUUCUCGAUAAAAAUAAUGUCAUCGCACUAUGAAACGUUAUACACAAAUUCCUUAAGAAAAAAAAACGAAAGCUCCAUCAAGGAGUACAUAUAUCGUACUGAUUUUCUUGUAAAUAUCUUUAUUUUAUUUUUCAUUUAUAAUAAAAAUCAUUCGUCAACAA